AGGCCCGACCUACUCUGGGGUAGGGUCUGUUCUGUGUCCUCUGACAGCCUGGCGUGGCUGCAGCAUUCUCCAGGAAUCUUCCUAAGACUGGUGCGUCAUCCUCAGAUGCCAGCCGGGCGGUCAUGGAUUAAGAGGACGGAGAACUCUUUGAUGGACUCAAGAAGAGUCCGAAGAACGGGGCCCAGGUUCCCAACUGCUGCCACAGUGGUUCGCCACACCUAGAAAGGUCUGCCUCCUUAAGCAUUAGCUUCCCCUUCUAGAAAUGGAAAAGGCUUAAUAACAGUACCCUGGUGUCCUUUUCCAGGCAUCCAGCAGGCGUUUAAUAACUAGCCAAGUCAUUAUUGAAGUUUCUAAAUAAGGCAUACUAAUGGCUGAGUCUGGCCUCAAUCCCAGUGUCCCUGAGAGGCCCGCCGCGGGGGCCGCACUGGGCACGGUAUAAAUCGGAGAGUGCGUGCGCUUGGGCACUGCGGAGCCCAGGGUGGCAGAGAAGGAACAGAAUGGAGAUCCCCGUGCCUGUGCAGCCUUCUUGGCUGCGCCGCGCUUCAGCUCCUUUACCUGGUUUUUCCGCUCCGGGACGCCUCUUUGACCAGCGUUUCGGGGAGGGGCUGCUUGAGUCCGAGCUGGCUUCGCUGUGCCCUGCUGCGAUCGCCCCCUACUAUCUGCGCGCCCCCAGUGUGGCAUUGCCCACAGCACAGGUGGCCAAGGACCCUGGGUAUUUUUCUGUGCUGCUGGAUGUGAAGCACUUCUCCCCAGAGGAAAUCUCUGUCAAGGUGGUUGGCGACCAUGUGGAGGUUCAUGCACGGCAUGAGGAGCGCCCGGAUGAACAUGGAUUCAUUGCUCGAGAGUUCCACCGCCGCUACCGCCUGCCUCCUGGUGUGGACCCUGCUGCCGUGACCUCGGCACUGUCUCCUGAGGGUGUCCUGUCCAUCCAGGCCACACCAGCAUCGGCCCAGGCCCCACUCCCAUCACCACCUGCUGCCAAGUAGGGGUCCGAGCAUUACAGGACCGAACCUAAGAAGCCUCUUUAGGCUCCCUUUUAAAAGCCAAUCUGACUCCGCUGCCCAGCCAGAUAUCCCAAUCGCUGUCAAGACAGUUCCUCCCCACCAAAUCUGGGUGUCUUCCCCUAGGACCUUUCUACCUAAAGCCCUACCUGGGCCUUAGUAACUGAGACACACCCCAAGCCUGCCCUGCCCCGUCAGCUUUCAGCCCCGCCCAUAACACCCCCGAGACAACACAAACACCGUCACCCUCCUUGGCCCACACUCCCACCUGACUGACCCCACUUUGGGCUUGUACUAGCACUAGGCUCCUGCUGCACUUCUAAAUUGUAGAACACCCACACUGUGAGACCAGAGUACAAUGCAGACAGUGUCCCCCACCCCAGGCCUGUCACCUUAGUUGCCCGCAAUGACCCAUGGGAAGGCCAGUCUGACCCAGACUGCAUGGGCCUUCCACAUCAGAACAUUCAAGUCUGGUCCACCAGACUCUAGAUCCUGUCCCUGCCACCUAACAGUCUGCCCCAGGCCAUUUUCUGACUUGAAACUCCAGGAGCCUGCGUUUCCAAAUCCUGUUCUGAUUUCCCAAUCCUUGGAAAUCUAUUCCCAACCAACCAGGAGCCCCAAACUCAGACUGUACAGACACCCCAACUUCCCCAGAUGUGCUAGGCCAAUGAACCAGAACCCUUGGGUUCCUUUGUCCCGACUCCCCACCUGCAGCCAGAUAGCCUAAGCAGCCCUCCCAUCACUUGUCCUGUAAGAUCAGUCACAACUCCUCCGUUCCCUGUCACCUCAUACCCUUCCUAUCAAUCCCCAAUAAAGGCGCUAAAGA
This is a messenger RNA of Chionomys nivalis (European snow vole), 1827 nucleotides long. RefSeq names its product heat shock protein family B (small) member 6 (gene Hspb6). The record is from RefSeq and is a predicted model, not a curated record. The transcript has 3 exons. Gene Ontology annotation, biological process: response to heat; protein refolding. Bases 498 to 986 code for a protein of 162 amino acids. NCBI's taxonomy places the organism in Eukaryota, Metazoa, Chordata, Mammalia, Rodentia, Cricetidae. Gene Ontology annotation, molecular function: protein folding chaperone; structural constituent of eye lens.